Chrysoperla carnea is the source of this 624-nucleotide messenger RNA. RefSeq lists its product as uncharacterized. The record is from RefSeq and is a predicted model, not a curated record. Bases 1 to 618 code for a protein of 205 amino acids. The transcript has 2 exons. Gene Ontology annotation, cellular component: extrinsic component of mitochondrial inner membrane. Lineage: Eukaryota; Metazoa; Arthropoda; Insecta; Neuroptera; Chrysopidae.
AUGGCUAAUGCAAAUUUGCCUUUACAAAUAUUUAAAAAAAAGUGGGAACAAAACACAAUAUUUUUCUGUUACAGUUCAGUAUGUUUUAUUUGUAAAAUUUAUGAUACGAAAAAAUUAAAACGUUGUUCAGGAUGUAAAUUAAUCGCAUAUUGCUCAAUAGAACAUCAAAAAAUGAAUUGGUCAAAACAUAAAUCGUUUUGCCCUGAAUGUGAAAAGUUAGAAAGUGAAUUUUAUUGCGAAAAUAAAAUUUCAGUGCACUUUUAUUCUAUGUUUUAUCAUGAGUUUUUAAACAUUCCAAAUGUAAAAGUACCCAACUUAAAUAUUGCAUUUAAUUGUGGUUUUCAUGAGAACGAAUUAGAAAAAAAUAGUUGUACUUGGCGGCUAAGUUUACCAUUUAUGAUAGAUGUACCAUUAGCCUUUACGUCAUAUACACAUGAAGAAGCUUUGGAAGAUAUGCGUAUGGUACAAAACUAUGCAAAAAAUAUUCAAUAUGAUGUUGUUUUAAAAUGCUCCAAAAACUUGUAUAGUGGUUUAAAACCAAUACGAGAUUGGGAGCAGUUACAAGAUUGUUUUUAUACUAAUAAUUAUAUAUCUAUUAUAAAACCAAAGUUGUUAUAAGAAUCA